Messenger RNA from Archocentrus centrarchus (flier cichlid), 1980 nucleotides. It is a transcript of the gene insm2, whose product is annotated as insulinoma-associated 2. The record is from RefSeq and is a predicted model, not a curated record. Lineage: Eukaryota; Metazoa; Chordata; Actinopteri; Cichliformes; Cichlidae. Gene Ontology annotation, molecular function: RNA polymerase II cis-regulatory region sequence-specific DNA binding; DNA-binding transcription repressor activity, RNA polymerase II-specific. Gene Ontology annotation, biological process: negative regulation of transcription by RNA polymerase II; regulation of cell cycle process; neuron differentiation. Gene Ontology annotation, cellular component: nucleus; transcription repressor complex. The transcript has a single exon. The coding region runs from base 16 to 1980 and encodes 654 amino acids.
GCUGUCAUCAUCACAAUGCCGCGAGGAUUCUUGGUGAAGAGACACCGGCGAGGCUCGGCGUCAUACCGGUCACGAAAUAACAACAAACCUGACGGUGACCAAAGCGGCAGCGGCGGUGACAGCUGUGAAGCGACCGGGGCGGAGAGCCAUGUGUUCAGUGUUUUCCCAUUUCAGCGGCAGGACGGAGAGUUCCCGGUGUCCCACGAGGACCCCGCUGGUGUCAGGGAGGCGUGGAGCCCGCACGUGGAGUCCGCUCUGGAGGCGGAGGCGGACCGACGUGCGCAGUUACCGGACAGCGAGGUGGACGUUUUGAGCCCCGACGGUGAUUUCUCGUGCUUCUUCCCACCGCCGCCUCCUCCACUGACUAACUCCUGCAGCCCCGUUAAACCGGUCGGCACGAGACUUCUUGAGCAGCGCGAGGAAGGAGAAAAACAGCCGCUGUUCACGGGCAGGUGUCUGGCAUCAUCCCCGGUACCAGAGCUACCGGACUUGCCGUUCCUGGUGAGCUCCACGCCGACCUCGGUGUCUGCCUCCAUCGAGAGGAUUCUUGCGAGCAGCAGCCGCCACCACGCGCCGUCCUACGGACACAGUGACAAAUAUGACCCGACUCACGUGCACUUGUUCCCACAUCUAACUGUGAUGAGCCAGGACGCGGCGAGAAAACGCUCCUUCCUCGAUCCGGAUCACCGCCUGAGCAGCAGCAGCAGACACAACAAACAGCCGGUGAGCAGCAACCCGUCGAAAAAAGCUAAAGUUAACCGGAAGCUGAACUUCGAGGAUGAGGUCACGACCUCCCCGGUUCUGGGUCUGCGCAUCAAGAAGGAGAGCCCCGAGCUGAGGAGGCACCGGGAGAAGCCGUCCGCCCCAGGCGGGAAUCAGCCGCUGGGGGAGUUCAUCUGCCAGCUGUGCAAAGAGGAGUACCCAGACCCCUUCUCUCUCGCGCAGCAUAAGUGCUCACGCAUAGUGCGCGUGGAGUACCGGUGUCCUGAGUGCGACAAAGUCUUCAGCUGUCCGGCCAACUUGGCCUCUCACCGCCGCUGGCACAAACCUCGCCCAGUGAGCAACCAGGCAGGUGAGACCCCAACGACGAACAAGAGCUUGACGCUAAAAGAGGCUCGAGGACUUAUUCAGCACGAGAGGCAGCCGGUGGAGAUGGAGGGGAAGGAGAACGAACUGCUGCGCAUGAACACCAAUCAGCACCACGCGGCGCUGGACAGCUCCCGCAUCAGGCGCGAGCAGUCCCUGCUGCUGCUUCACGCGCGGUCUCGGGACAGCCCAGACAGUGACAACCUCGUGCCUCCUCGCUACGAUUCCUCUCCGCGUUACCGGAACCCGGCUGAGAGCUGCAUGGAUCUGCAGCAGCAGGUGAGAGCCGCGGACAGCCCGCCGUCCAGCCUUCUCAUGCUAAACCCGGAGGAGCGCGUGGACCUGCCUCAGCAGCAGCCGCCGCCAUCACUCACGCACCCCCCGAUACCGUUCGUCCAGACGUUGCCGGAGGAGGAGGUGUAUGAGUGCCGGUACUGUGGGAAGAAGUUCCGCCGGCAGGCUUACUUGAAGAAACACCUGGCCGCGCAUGAGAUGACAUCGCGAGCGUCUCCGCCAGCGUCAUCUUACGGCCAAGCGCGCGAGUCCAGUUCUGGACAGAGCCAGGUGUGCCUUUGUCACCUGUGCGGCGCGCGCUUCCCGUCGGUUGAAAUCAGGGACAAGCACCGGCUAUGGCACGCGAUGAGGGACGAGUUAAUCGCGGAGACGCUGGGAGGCGGAGGAGGACGCAGAGCGGACGUUUUCCACCCGCACAGAGAGGAGAGCGGCGGCGGGGAGUGCGGCGAGCAGCAGCAGCAGGCGCAGCAGCAGAUCUUCACGUGCAAACACUGCCCCUCCACUUUCUUCAGUUCCCCGGGACUCACGAGACACAUCAACAAGUCUCAUCCCACCGAGAACCGGCAGGUGAUGCUGCUGCAGAUGACCGUGCGGCCAUGA